Molecule: messenger RNA, 1722 nt
Organism: Neoarius graeffei (lesser salmon catfish)
Lineage: Eukaryota; Metazoa; Chordata; Actinopteri; Siluriformes; Ariidae
Product: zinc finger BED domain-containing protein 5-like
Exons: 1
Coding region: 1-1722 (573 amino acids)
Source: RefSeq, a predicted model, not a curated record
AUGCACGCCGGGAAGUACGAGAAGGAAUACCCCGCAAAAACCCCUUUACGUGCCGCAAGACUCAAGGAACUGAAAGCACGCCUGUCUGAGCAGCAGGCACAAUUCACCAGACCUAAUGAACAGUCGAAGGCCGCAACAAUUGCUUCAUAUCGGGCUAGUCACAUCCUUGCUAAACACAAGAAGCCAUUCAAAGACGGCGAGGCGUGGAAGGAAGGCUUUCUGGAGGCCGCGGAUAGCCUAUUUGACGGCUUUAAAAAUAAAACGGAGAUCAUGAAGGCGAUUAAAGAUGUACAAAUGUCCCGCAAUACCACUACAAAGCGAUGUGAGGUAAUGGCUGUGGACGUGGAGGAGCAGCUAAGAAAGGACAUCGAUGCAUGUGAAUGCUUCUCUCUGCAGUUUGAUGAGUCAACUGAUAUGGUGGAUGUGGCUCAGUUAUGUGUUUUCAUCAGAAUGGUUUUCGAAGACAUGAGCGCCAGGGAAGAGCUACUGACCAUGUUGCCACUAAAAGGACAAACGAGAGGCGAGGAUAUUUUCAAUGCCUUCAUGACAUUCGCCCGCGAGACAAAACUGCCGCUCUUUAAACUGAUUUCUAUAACCACUGACGGUGCCCCUGCUAUGAUAGGCCGCACAAAUGGAUUUAUAGCACUGUGCAAGCAAAGUGAGUCUUUUCCAGACAUUCUGAAUUAUCACUGUAUUAUCCACCAGCAAGCACUAAGCGGGAAGAUCGUUCAAAUGAAAGACGUGAUGGAUAUCUGCAUGAAGAUUGUGUGUUCAGUGCGCGCCAGGAGUCUUCAGAGAAGGCUUUUCCGUGCACAUCUGGAGGAAAGCGACGCUGAGCACACCGAGCUGCUGCUUCAUACAGACGUCAGGUGGUUAAGCAGAGGGAAGUUUUUAGCCAGAUUCACAGAGCUGCUGCCAGAAAUCAAGGAAUUCUUGAAGCUGUCUAAACAUGCAGAUUAUCAUGACAAGCUAAAUGACCACCAGUGGCUUUUAGAUUUAUCUUUCUUCACCGACCUCACCCACGAACUCAAUUUGUUGAAUGUAGACCUGCAGGGUAAAGAUAAAGACGUAGUCCAGAUGAUGAGUUCUGUGAACACUUUUAAAAGCAAGCUACAGCUCAUGUCACGGCGGCUGCAGCAGCGCGACCUGCACACAAACUUUCCAAAUAUGCAUGCUGAACUACAAAGUCAAGGUAAAAGGCUGACGCAACUUGAUAUUGACCGCUAUAUGGAGCAUGUUCAGAACGUCUCGUCAGAAUUUGAGCGGCGUUUUACUGACUUUGCGACCCUCGAACCUGUAGCAACCUACAUGUGUAAUCCGUUUGGUGCAAAUGUUGCUGUUGGUGACAUUGCUGACAAAGUCAAAUCACUGUUCGAUUUGGAACGCGAUGCGAUUGAAAACGAGAUUCUAAAAUUGCAAAAUGACAUUGUCAUGAAAGCCAAAUCAACAUCGGCCCCGCCUGGAAAGCACACAGCGUUCUGGGAGCUGCUGUUGGAUGAGAAAUACCCCAAUCUCCGAAGAUGUGCUUUAAACCUGACAGCUCUUUUUGGUUCCACUUAUUUGUGCGAGUGUGCGUUCUCGCACAUGAAAAUUAUAAAGUCCAAGUACCGAUCAACAAUGACUGACGACCACCUUGUAGCCUGCCUACGCCUUGCAAUCAGUACCUACACUCCUGCCUACGAAAAGCUCGCCUCCUCCUCCCAGUGCCAGGUGUCCCACUAG